AUGGGGUGCAUGGGUGACCGUGAGAAAGGAGAUGUGUCGAUGGAAGAAAAAUGGGACUAUGUGAACCUUGAUGAUUUCAAAUCUGACUCUUGCUGGACCGGGUUUUCUUACUUCUGGCUCUGGGUGUUCCUGGUUGUCUCCAUCGCAGUCUAUGGUGUUGAUACCUUCACCGCCGUCAACUUGCUCGCUUUUUCUCGUUGGUCCGGUCGUGUGGAACCCGCCAUUCCCUUCAAAAUAUCUCGUUGGAUCUAUGCUGUGUGCAUUCUUGUUUCAUUUGCUCUCCUAAUCUAUCGAUGGCUGCUCGCUAUCCGAUCCAUGCGCUCCGGCAGCAUUACGCGCAGCUAUCUAGACCCUCUGGCCGUCCGUGUGCAAAGCGUCCGAGUGUUCACCAAGAAGGGUCGCGGAUGGAAGCGAUUCUUGGUCUUCGCCGAAUUGACAAAAAGCAAGAAAGGCGCUGAAUAUGUGGCUCUGUAUGCAUAUUUUUCAUUCCAGUCCUGGCUGAACCUCGUCUUCGCCGAUGGCCCACGUCAAGUCAUUAAUGCAAUCACGCUGUGGUCUGUCAUGAAGUCCGAUCUCUUGCCAGGGGGAAGAAUGCGGCGAAGGAUGACGUUUUUCAACAAUGUCAAGAUUCUUGCCGAGGAAAACAACCUCCAGGCAGUGGUCUUGAUUGGCAUGCUAUUUACUUUGGUGAUCUGGGUCUUGUCGAUCCUGAAGCUGGCCUCGGCUAUUGUCUUAUACUUGAUCUUCCUCUUUCACCACAUUCCAGCUGAAGAUGGCACACUUACAGCGUACUGUCGCCGCAAGAUUAGCACGCGACUGACACGGAUUGUUCGGAAGAAGGUCAACAAGGCCUUGGCGAGCGGGUUCAAAUUGCAGGAUCGGAAACCCACAGAGCCUAUGCUGGCUGCCCAAGAUACGAAGCCAACCUUGCCGUCGAUUGAUCUGGAUAAGACCCCGGUUGUGAGCACCUUGUCUCGCACUACAACUCAAACCACCUUGCCGCCCUAUACGCGAUCUAACUCCGUGAAAACGGAUCACAACCCAACUCUACCAAACCUGGAAUUCGAUAGCAAACCGCCCCUGAGCCGGACGACAACUCAAGCAUCUGCUAUGUCUGAGUCGGCCUCUUUGACUGGUAAUGCAGCCGGCAUGGGGUUUAGCCCACUCGAUUAUCAGAGUAAUGCUCUUCCUCCACUGCCACCCCUGCCCGCUACGCUUCCUUCUACCAGGCCAGGAACAUCACAGUCGCGGCCUACGCCUGGACUGCCGCUUGCCAACAACUCUGACCGCAACAGCCCGGCUCCUGCAACGCGAAACCUGACUGAUCCCUAUGCUCGAUCGGGGACGCCAGGUGUCGCGGUUUCGGAUGAUUAUUUCGGCCGCUCACAUGCACCUGCUGCUCAUUAUGACCCCUACGGAUCUUCCGGAGCGGACUAUGAGGAUGACUAUGGUCAUGAUUACCAUCAUGAUCGUGAUCAUGAUGAUGACUUUGAUUAUCGUGCAAGGACAGAAACCCCCUUCCAGGAUAUUCGAACCCAGCAACAUUCAGGCUACCUGCCUCAGGAGGGAUAUCCGACCCGAUCCUAUUCUCCCGCCAGUACUGGUGCCAUGCCUCGUGCUCCCCCUGUUGAUACCCUGGGCCGAUCCGUCACCCCCGCAAGCUACCGAAGUACACCUGCUCCUCGACCUGGCCAGGCCAUCCCGCCUCCCCCACGGAGCUAUACUACUCCGAUGAGUCCACCCGAUUCCACCGAAUCUCAAGGGGGCGGAUAUACGGCUUUCAAUCCCCCAACUCCAUCUCAAACCCCUCAGCCUUACAUGCACAGAUCACCUGGACCAGCUGGCUAUCAGCCCUUCAAUCGCGCCAAUACCGUCUCACCUGGGGCUAUGAACCGCAAUGGCCCACCAGCUGGAUACUCAUUUAAUCGCGCAAACACCGAUCAAUUUUGA
Molecule: messenger RNA, 1950 nt
Organism: Penicillium macrosclerotiorum
Lineage: Eukaryota; Fungi; Ascomycota; Eurotiomycetes; Eurotiales; Aspergillaceae
Exons: 3
Coding region: 1-1950 (649 amino acids)
Biological process (GO): potassium ion transmembrane transport
Cellular component (GO): plasma membrane
Molecular function (GO): potassium ion transmembrane transporter activity
Source: RefSeq, a predicted model, not a curated record